Tachysurus vachellii is the source of this 2867-nucleotide messenger RNA. It is a transcript of the gene nop14, whose product is annotated as NOP14 nucleolar protein homolog (yeast). The transcript has 19 exons. Gene Ontology annotation, biological process: maturation of SSU-rRNA. The record is from RefSeq and is a predicted model, not a curated record. The coding region runs from base 139 to 2697 and encodes 852 amino acids. Lineage: Eukaryota; Metazoa; Chordata; Actinopteri; Siluriformes; Bagridae. Gene Ontology annotation, cellular component: small-subunit processome; Noc4p-Nop14p complex; nucleolus.
GACCUUUUGGGCUGGAGUGUGUUUGUAUGUGGACCACGUGAAAACUCAGUGAUGGAUUAAAUCUGAACUUUUGCCGAAGAAAGCUGUCACUUUGUGAUUCUUUACUUAUUUGUGACUUAAAUUUGAUUCUAGUGCGAAAUGGGGAAGCAGGUGAAGAAAAGGAGUGUGUGUGAUAAAGUGCACAAGAGUAGUGCACAUGCACAGAUUAAGACAAACCCAUUUGAGGUGAAGAUUAACAAGAAGAAGUUUGAUAUUUUGGGGCGAAAAAGCAAACAUGAUGUGGGACUGCCAGGAGUGUCUCGCUCUAAAGCUCAUAACAAGCGCAAGCAAACCCUGCUGAAGGAGUUCAGAAUGAAAAACAAAACAAACUCAUUCGUUGACCGGCGUUUUGGAGAGUAUGACAAGAAGAUGGCACCCGAAGACAAAAUUCUGAAGAGAUUCGCCAUGGAGAGACAGCGUUCUCAGCUGAAGAAGGACAUGUUUAAUCUGAAUGAUGAGGAAGAAUUAACACAUUAUGGACAGUCACUGGCUGAGAUGGAGAAGUUUACAGAUAGAGUGGACAGCGAGAGUGACUCGGAGGAGAAAGGCCUGCUGUCCGCUGAAAUCACGGCAUCACACUUCGGAGGAGGCGGAGGGCUGCUGAGGAAGAAAACUAAUGAAGAAGAGGAGGCAAAAAACAAGAGCCGUCAGGAGCUGAUCGAGGAGCUCAUCCUUAAAUCCAAACAGGAGAAGCGAGAGCGUCAGACACAGAAAGAGGAGACACAUGAGCUGACGGAGAAACUGGAUCAGGAGUGGAAGUCCAUCCAGAACCUUCUGGCACGUAAAACUGCCAGAGAGCGAGAGGAGGAGAAGGACAAACCGAAGCUGGAUGAAUAUGACAUGAUGGUGCGGGAGUUGGGAUUUGAGAUGAAAGCACAACCAUCUGAGAAACUCAAAACUGCAGAGGAGAUCGCCAGAGAGGAGCGAGAGAGACUGCAGAAACUAGAGGCAGACAGACGUCGGAGAAUGGAGGGUGAGCUGGAGGAAAACCCCAAGCACACACACAUGUCAGCUGACGACCUCAAUGAUGGAUUCAUCCUCGACAAGGACGAUCGCAAAACACUCUCCUACCAGGAUGGAAAGUGGAAUAUUGGGGAAGAGGAAGGUGAAGGAGGAGAUGAAGAGGAGGAAAAUACUGAUGAAGGGGGUGAUGAGGAUGGUGAUGGUGGUAGUGGUGACGAAGAUGAUGACGACGAUGAAGAAGAGGAUGAUGAUCACUCUGAUUUGGAAGACAGCCACGAUGAUGAGGAUGAUGAAGAGGAAGAAAAGGAGAAAGAGUCUACUUAUAAAGUAAAAGACACUGUAAAUGAAGAAGAAAGGAGGGCAACUCAGGACACAGCCCGUGCAGAGCUGCCCUACACCUUCAAAGCUCCUGACUGUUAUGCAGACCUGAAGGCGAUGCUGCAGGAUCACUCAGCUGAUGUACAGCGAAUCAUAAUUGAGAGAACACAGAAAUGCAAUCAUCCCAGUCUGGCUGUAGGAAACAAAGCUAAAUUAGAGAAGUUAUUUGGAUUCCUGUUGGAGUAUGUAGGUGAACUGGCAACCCAGAAUCCCCCAGAUCUCACCACUAUUAACACACUCAUCCCGCAGAUCUAUUCCCUGUCUCAGCUCUUUCCUGAAGCGUCGUGUCGGGUGAUGCAGUCUCUAAUUGGCGACGCUGCUCACAGCAUGGAGCAGAGCAUAGAGGUCAAAGGUCGUGCUGCAAUCCCAGGCUUGGAUAUGCUCAUCUACCUAAAGAUCGUCUAUCUUCUGUUUCCUGCAUCCGAUUUCCGUCAUCCGGUGACGACACCAGCCUUCCUCUACAUCAGCCAGGCUCUCACUAAGUGUGCAGUCGUGUCACUGGAGAAUGUGUGUGCCGGUCUGCUUUUGUGUUGUAUAGCAGUAGAGAGUGUUUCCCUCUCCAAGCGCUUUAUUCCUGAGCUCGUUAACUACCUGCUGGGACUCCUGCACCUUGCAGUCCCCACACACACCUGUACAGAUUACCAGGUGAUUCCUCCAUUCAGGCAACAGGGAAAGAGCAGUGAGCUGCUGCAUGUGUGUGAUCCACAGUCUGCUCAUAGCUGGACCAAGAAAAGCAUCUCACUAUCAUCAGCACACAGAAUUACAGCGACCUCAGAGAGGGAGAGAGACCACUACAAGUUGUCUGCGCUUUACGUAUGUUUGGAUUUGGUAAAGAGAUGCACAGCGCUUUAUCAACAACUUCCUGCCUACCAGCACAUCUUCCAGCCAAUCAGAAUUCUUCUUGCUAAACAUCUUCCUGUUACAGAUUUCCCAUCAGCCCUGCAGGAGCUGCACAAAGAGAUCCUAGAGGCCGUUCCAGAGACACCGUCCCAGCAUGCACCACUAGUGUUUGAUAAGAAGAAGCCCAUCCCUCUCAAACUGCUGCAGCCCAAAGUGGUAGAAGUGCUGGAUUACGGGAGGAAACGAGGGAACACAAAAGAGGAGAAAGAGAGAGAGAGACUGAAACACAAAUAUAAGAAAGAGUUUAAAGGUGCUCUAAGGGAGAUUAGGAAGGACACACGCUUCCUGGCUCACACCAAACUGUCUGACAUCCUGCAGAGGGACACAGAGAGGAAGAGGAAGGUGAAGGAGCUGUACAGUAGUUUGGCCACUCAGGAGGGUGAGUGGAAAGCAUUGAAGAGGAGGAAGAAGAAGUGAUGUGACAACACAAACCACACUUCCUAUGUGAAAAGCUGAAUCUGUACAGUUUAGUGUUUUAGAAAGUGAGAACUGCGUGAUGGAGCAAUACAUACUUUUUAUUCUGCAGAACCAGUUUUGUAUUAUUUUGUGAAAUGAGCAUGUAUUAAACCUACACAGUAACUCAGGCA